UAUUUUAGGCCGCAGACCCACAACGAUGAAGCCAACUCGAAAGGUCCUCUUCGCAAUAAUCCACAUCCUUGUUUUCUGUCACCUGUCCUUCGGGCAGUCCUCGAGUAACUGGAACUUUAAUUUCAAUUUCGCCGGUUACAAGAAACAAAAUGGUGAAUUCCUUUUAAAGGAAUGUCCGCAAAACGCAAAGGAUAAUUUUGCAAAAACAGUUAAGAUGAUUGAUGCAGCUCUUCAAGAAGAUGCGCUGGAAAUGCCAACCACCAACAAGGAAAAAACUCAUGUCCAGUGUGUCAAAGACCCAAUUAUGGGCAAUGUCGUUAAUUUCACAAUCUACAAAAAUGGUGAUAAUGAUUACACGGGAAAUAAGGACCGCCAACGAAUGGAAAUGAAGGGCAAAGAACAGGGUAAAAAAGGAAAUACUUUCCUCUACGCUUGGUGGUUUAAAAUCGAUCCGAACAUGAAGAACACGGACGAAUUCUAUCACAUCUUUCAAAUCAAAACUGGUGGUACAAAAGCCAUGACCAAAUUCCCUUUGGCUACGUUGACGUUGACGAAGAAGGACGAGUUUCACGUGCAGCCAAAUUAUUUGAAUAAAUAUGGAGAAAAAACUCACAAGUUGAUGGAUCUACAGAAAGUCAAAGGUAAAUGGAUCCAGGCGUUUGUCGAAGCGGCCUUCAAGAAAAAAUCGGAGGGUGGAUACAUCCGCGUGACGCUGAAAGACGAGAAGGGCCAAGACCUGAUAAAAUCUAAAACAAUCGAACAUGAAAUGUGGUGGGACAAUGCCAAUUUCAGACCGAAAUGGGGCCUGUAUCGCAAGAAAUCGUCUGGUUAUCAGCCAUCAGAUUGGCAGCUGUUUCAAAAUGUCCAAAUUUGGAAGAAAAACUAAAAAAGGGAAUGCCAAAUUGCUGCAUAAUUAGCAAUUCUUCUACUUGUUGGCGUAUUAUGUGGAAUUUGACAACAAUUGUACUUAUGCUCACGCAUUUUACAAGUGGUGUAGGGUAUCUAAAUCAAGAAAAAUAUAACAAUAUUGCAUCUAA
Daphnia carinata is the source of this 1037-nucleotide messenger RNA. RefSeq lists its product as uncharacterized. Lineage: Eukaryota; Metazoa; Arthropoda; Branchiopoda; Diplostraca; Daphniidae. The record is from RefSeq and is a predicted model, not a curated record. Bases 26 to 886 code for a protein of 286 amino acids. The transcript is spliced from 3 exons.